UGGGCGGAGCUCUCCGGGUGCAAUGUGUCAUGGCUGCCUGGUCCAGCUCCGGGGACCCCAGCUCCCGGCCCCCCUGGAGGAGACACAUCGGCCGGCAGCUAAGAGCCCGGGAUCACCGCGAGAAAAGCGCCUUCCAGGAGCUCAUCCAGCAAUAUAACAAACUUUUGGAGAAAUCCAGUUUACUCAAGGAAUUGACAGAAACCCUUCCGACUGAUCCACUGGUAUUCCCUGCAGGCCAGGUUCACAGAUUGAGGGCAAGCACCUCGGGUUCUAAUCUUUUAGAAGAUGCAGCCACACAACAAAGAGAAGUGGAAGACAUUAAAACUUUCAAUGGCAAGCUGGCCUGCGAUGCUUGCAGUCUUAAGCACCAAGUGGAAGAGCAGGACAAGAAACUUUCAGAGCAAAACUCUAGAGUGAAAGCUCUUUGGGAACGCACGGCAUUGUGUUGCGCUGAGCGAGACACUCUGGAAGAGAACGUUAAUGUGAAAGUAGAAGCCAAUGCCGAACUCAAGCAAGAAUACGACCUCUUGCUGUGUCGCAGGCAGGUUGUGGAGGAAACUCUGCAAAAAGAGGAGUUAGAAGCCCAGACGGUGCUGGAGCAGCUGAACAUGCUGAAAGCUGUGAGGGCGGAAAACCAGAACAAGAUUAAUGAGAGGAGAGAGCACCAUUCCUGGAUGACACAUCGCAAGAAUGCAUUGAGGAAAACAGUGAGUGAUAGUGGGUAUGACCCAACAUCCCAGAUUUUGGUGUCUGUGUGCUGGUCAAACGCAAUCCCGAUCAUCGAUUUCCAUCUUAAUGCCAGUUCUCUUGAACACAGCAGUGUCACUCUAUCCGGCUCGUUGGAAAGUGUCAAGAAACAGAGGGAUCGGUCUCUGUCAGUGCCCCACGGUCCGGCUAAAGUCAUCGAAGUCUUUAAAAAGUUAUUUGACUUCUCUCCAAAGAAGGAGCAGGAGAGCUUGUACACUGAGCAGACGUUUUACCUCCCUUCUUCUAUCUGUGUGGUCUGCGGUCUGCCAGAUAAAGUCGUUUCCAGCAAGGAGAUCCAUGAUUCAGAGAUCCAUGCUGUCAAAUUUAGUCCUAACUCCAGGGUGGUGGCCACCGGUGGGACUGACAGAGUCGUUAAGUUAUGGGAAGUCACUGGUGGUAUCUUACAGGAAUACCAGACUCUAGAGGGAAGUCGUGGUGGAAUCACAAGCAUUGAGUUCGAUCCUUCUGGUCUCUAUGUACUUGCGGCGUCAUUUGAUGGGGCAGCUCACCUGUGGAAACUGGAUGGAAAAGCACGGGAAUCUCUCACCGGGCACAGUAAUAAGGUGACGGCGGCACGGUUUAAGAUGGGUUCUAACCGAGCUGUAACCGGCAGUAAAGACAGGACCGUGAAGGAAUGGGAUCUGCAGAAAGCAGCGUGUGUUCGGAGUAUCUCUGUGACCUCGUACUGCACUGAUGUUGUUUGCUGUGACUCCUGCAUUAUCAGUGGUCACUGUGACAAGAAAAUCCGUUUCUGGGAUAGCAGAUCUGAAAGCUGUAUCAAAGAAGUGACAUUGGAAGACAAAAUCACCUCCCUCUUCCUGAACCAAGACCAAACCCAACUGCUCAGCUGCUCCCGGGACGAUACACUAAGCUUGAUUGAUUUGCGUUUGGGUAACAUCCUGCAAGAGUUCAGAGCUGAAGGGUUUAAAUGUGGCUGUGACUGGACAAAGGCGAUAUUGAGCCCCGAUGGAAGUUACGCCCUUGCCGGCUCUGUAGAUGGGACGAUCUUCGUGUGGAAUGUUCUCAAAGGGUGUCUGGAGCGGAGCAUGAGUGGCCAGCACAGCUCGUCCGUGAAUGCCGUCACCUGGUCCUUGUCAGGAAGUUACGUGGUCAGCGUGGACCGGGGGAGGAAAGCUGUACUGUGGAGUGAAUUCUAAUGGUUUACAGCGUUUUCAUCCACUUACCUGUGGGAUAAGACCCACCUUGACUUGACGUUUGGCAGUGCCACACACAUACCACUUCCUGUUUCCUCAAGCAAAGUUAAAAAGGGAAAAUGUUCAAUC
Pelobates fuscus (common spadefoot toad) is the source of this 2030-nucleotide messenger RNA. RefSeq names its product autophagy related 16 like 2 (gene ATG16L2). The transcript is spliced from 19 exons. The coding region runs from base 30 to 1904 and encodes 624 amino acids. Gene Ontology annotation, cellular component: autophagosome membrane. Gene Ontology annotation, biological process: autophagosome assembly; negative stranded viral RNA replication. Lineage: Eukaryota; Metazoa; Chordata; Amphibia; Anura; Pelobatidae. Gene Ontology annotation, molecular function: protein binding. The record is from RefSeq and is a predicted model, not a curated record.